This is a messenger RNA of Salvelinus namaycush (lake trout), 795 nucleotides long. RefSeq names its product GTPase IMAP family member 7-like. The coding region runs from base 1 to 795 and encodes 264 amino acids. Gene Ontology annotation, molecular function: GTP binding. NCBI's taxonomy places the organism in Eukaryota, Metazoa, Chordata, Actinopteri, Salmoniformes, Salmonidae. The record is from RefSeq and is a predicted model, not a curated record. The transcript is spliced from 2 exons.
AUGGCACGAGGAAGAGGAAGGACUCUGAGGAUUCUGUUCCUGUUGACACUCUGUCUGCAAGACUUCACUGGUGAAUGCCAAGAUUCAGAGCAGCCCUCUGACCUGAGGAUUGUUCUGGUGGGUAAGACUGGAUCAGGGAAGAGUACAACAGGAAACAGCAUUCUGGAAGGAGAUGCAUUUACAGCAAAGUCAUCUCCAGUGUCUGUGACUGUACAGAGUAAGAAACAGAGUGGAGUGGUGAAUGGGAGGAAGAUUGAUGUCAUCGACACCCCGGGGCUCUAUGACACAACACUGUCUAAAGAAGAGAUGGAAAGUGAAAUAGUCAGGUGUAUAGAAAUGUCAGUCCCAGGACCCCACGCCUUCCUGCUGGUGAUCAGACUGGGUGUGAGGUUCACAGAGGAGGAGCAGAACACUGUGAAGUGGAUCCAGAAGAACUUUGGAGAAGAAGCCUCAAUGUACACCAUCUUGCUGUUCACACAUGGAGAUCAACUGGAGGGUAAAUCAGUCAAAGGGUUUCUGGCCGAGAGCCCAGAGCUACGGAAACUCAUCAAUAUCUGUGGGGGCAGAUAUCACUCCCUAAUCAAUGACAAGAGAAAAGACAACACUCAGGUUAGAGAGCUGCUGGAGAAGAUCGAUGAGAUGGUGGAGAACAAUGGAGGGAAACACUACAUCACUGAGAUGUACCAGGAGGCCCAGAGGAAGAUCGAAGAAGAAAAGCUGAAGAGGAGGAGGCAGGAAGAGAACAAGAGAGAGAGAGAGAGAGAGAGGACUGUGGAGGAAAUUCUAAUCAGGUGA